AUGGAAAGACACAUGUGUUACUUUGUUACCAAAAAAGGGGAUUUGCAAUCAUUGCGCAAUUGGAGACCGAUCUCCCCCAUCAACACUGAUGCAAAGAUAUUUACACGUUUAUGGAAUGCUCCUUUGGUUCAAGCUGCUGAUUCUUUGAUUAAUCCGCUUCAGACAUGGUUCCUACCAAAGCGCUUCAUAGCAGACAACGGCAUGCUGGCCAAAUUGGCAAUGGAUCAAGCAUAUGGUCAUGAGUCUUCUUCCUCCAUAGCACAACUGCUGGAUCAAGAAAAAGCUUACGAUGGCAUUCAUCCUUUGUGUCUUCAUCGAGUUCUUUCAUCAUUUGGCAUACACGAUUCCUUUAUUGUCGCUAUCACUGAUCUUUUCUUUUUGACACCCAUACGUCUCAAUAUCAACGGUCAUCUCUCACCAGCUUUCCAACAGCAACGUGGAUUACGGCAGGAUGAUCCGAUUUUCAAUCUCGCUAUUGAACCACUCCUUCGUGCCAUUUUGGAUGAUUCUUCUUUUCAAGGGAUUACGUUUGAAUACAGCUCCGCAAGAUUCAUCACCAUUGCCUUCUUUGCCAAAUUUGAAGCGUCAAGCCUAUGCCGAUGA
Lichtheimia ornata is the source of this 603-nucleotide messenger RNA. RefSeq lists its product as uncharacterized. NCBI's taxonomy places the organism in Eukaryota, Fungi, Mucoromycota, Mucoromycetes, Mucorales, Lichtheimiaceae. Bases 1 to 603 code for a protein of 200 amino acids. The record is from RefSeq and is a predicted model, not a curated record. The transcript has a single exon.